CAGCAACGCGGCUGUGGCAGGUUCCGUCCUACAGGGCUCCCCUACUUGGCCCUGUGCUUGUGCGCCUUUCCCUGCUUUGCAGCUGAUAUCUCCCGCUGUACGGUGUACGAGUAAGCCAGAUCUCUCUCAUGCCAGCUAUUUUGUCUGCUCUGUGCGCGGCGCCGUGCAGUGCAAGGCCCUGUGCCCUUUGUCUAGACUGCAGCCCCCUCGACUGAAAACCACGGCGACCUUUUGUGGCAUAGACGGGGGCAGCGCACCAGCCUCCGGGCCGCUUUUUGCUGCAGAUCACUAGUUGGGGUCCCCCACCAGAUUGUGAAGCAUACGAUACGGUACGAUACUCCUCGUCCUGGCAUGUACAAGCAUGGAUCGUUGCCGAUAUUACUGCCUGCCUGCACCUGCUUUAUAUCUCUUCGCAGGUACAAGUACGUGACGUUUGUUGAUGUGGACAAGACUCCCUUCGCAAUGGCGGUAUUAGUAUGUCGUCGCAAACACUGGGCUUGCGAUCUCGGCUACGAGGCAGCUCGUUUAUGUGAGAUGGACCCCGAGCAAGGGUCCCGGAGGCGUAUGGGUGCUCCUAGUAGCACUGCUGGCACGACAAGCAAGCACUUCCUCCCGUGCCCAGCACAGAGUACCGGUACAUUGAAAGCCAUUUAAUCUCUCAGCGAGGGGAGCGUGUCCGAAGUUAUGUGCAUGGCCAUUGACGUCCGGGAAGGCCUGCAGGCUUUUUCGUGAGACUCUCGCCGCCGUUGCAAGCAUCUGGAGCAUCCUGUCUUUCAUCGUACGAAGCCCGAGAUGCGUCGUCGAACUGGAUAUCCUCGGCGUCGGCUCAGCGUUGCUCCUCGUGCUCCCACGGAGUCCCGGGGGGCACCUCCAGCCAAUCCCGUCGUGCAGGCCACCAAGGCAAAGGCGUUGCUGCUAAUCGAUGCAUGGGCGAGACAGAUGAGCCUCCAUGCACAUGUACGUCAGUAGGGACCUACAUGAGUGUACAUAUCACCGCAACGCUUCCUGCUUUUAUGCACGAGCAUAACACGCCACCUACUCAAAGACAAGACAGAUACUUUGUGUCUUCACGCCUUCACUUUCUUUCUGUACGUCCGUUGGUCUGCUCGCUCAGCAGCUU
Trichoderma harzianum CBS 226.95 is the source of this 1120-nucleotide messenger RNA. RefSeq lists its product as hypothetical. The transcript is spliced from 2 exons. The coding region runs from base 352 to 654 and encodes 100 amino acids. The record is from RefSeq and is a predicted model, not a curated record. NCBI's taxonomy places the organism in Eukaryota, Fungi, Ascomycota, Sordariomycetes, Hypocreales, Hypocreaceae.